Messenger RNA from Peronospora matthiolae, 996 nucleotides. The record is from the annotation of a GenBank genome assembly. NCBI's taxonomy places the organism in Eukaryota, Oomycota, Peronosporomycetes, Peronosporales, Peronosporaceae.
AUGUGGGCCAUUGACAGCGGGGCAACACAUCACAUCUGCCACGACAAGUUCAAGUUUGCAAGCUUGGUCGAAGGCAAUGAUGGCGAGAUCCUGGUGGCUGAUGGCAACAAGGCGGCCAUCAAAGGUGUGGGGACCAUCGUGGAAAAGGUGAUUCUGCCAAACGGGGAAGAGCGCGAGAUCGAGAUCAAGAACGCGCUCUAUGUGCCCAGCAUGAGCAAAAAUCUGCUCUCGGUGCCGCAGAUUAACAAGCACGGCAACUUCCAAGUGGUGUUUGACGGGGAUACGAUGUACGUCGCUCGCAAGGAUUACAAUCAAGUGGUGGCAGCUGCGGAUCUUGUAGACGGACUCUACUGGCUUCGCACGACGCAGCGAUCAGCCAAUGCGACAUCACUCAGCAACGCUGUUGAUCUACAUGCGCGAAUGGGCCAUGCUCCAGUCGACGUGCUUCGCAGGAUGGUGACAAGUCACAUGAUCAAGGACGCUCACAUCCCUUCCAAGCCGAAUGGAUCAAGUGUGUGUCGAGGAUGCCAAGAAGGGAAGAUGGUCCAAAAACCAUUCCCGAGCAACCGUGACAAGCGCACCUACAACACCUUCGAGAUGCUCCACUUCGACAUCUGCGGACCUAUGGAAGAAAAAUCUCUGGGCGGCAGCAAAUACCUGCUGUUGAUCGUGGAUGAGGCGAGUGGAUGUAUGAAGGGUUUUUGUCUGCAUUCCAAGUCAGAGAGCGAAGAGUGCAUCGAGAAGUACAUCACGAUGAUGCAGACGCAGUUCAGCAAGAAGGUCAAGUUUUGUGCGCCACGACGAGCUUGCGAGUUUGCGACGAACUCGCUUCAAGAUUUCUACGAGUCGAAGGCAUCGAGCAACAAACCACGGUGCCAUACGCACAUCAAGCCAAUGGAACUGCUGAACGCGCGAUUCGAACUAUCGUCACCAUCGGUCGUAGCAUGCUCCAUCAUGCCAAGUUGGACAAGUGCUUCUGGGCUGAAGCGGCAAUGA